This is a messenger RNA of Toxotes jaculatrix (banded archerfish), 2091 nucleotides long. Its product is annotated as choline O-acetyltransferase-like. The transcript has 15 exons. Gene Ontology annotation, molecular function: choline O-acetyltransferase activity. The record is from RefSeq and is a predicted model, not a curated record. NCBI's taxonomy places the organism in Eukaryota, Metazoa, Chordata, Actinopteri, Toxotidae. The coding region runs from base 187 to 2091 and encodes 634 amino acids. Gene Ontology annotation, cellular component: neuron projection; cytoplasm. Gene Ontology annotation, biological process: acetylcholine biosynthetic process; neuromuscular synaptic transmission.
GCGGUUCAGCGCCGGAACGGAGCUUUACUCUAAUAUGGAAUUUCACGGCAUGGACGUGGGAGGCGAUGUGAACUUAUGCACACUUCUCUGACCUCCUAGGUAACACACCGAUCAGGGGAGGCAGAACUCAAACCACCUCUAGAGGGUUUCCACAUUAUUUUCCCUUGAGCGGACUGGAAUGCAAAGAUGCCAGUCUUGGAGAAAGAGACGGCCAGAGACCGAGACAGCCAACAGGUGUUGCAAAAGGUCCCUGUGCCCCCACUGAAACAAACCCUUGACACGUACUUGAAGUGCGUCCAGCACCUGGUGAAGGCGGAGCAGUUUCAGAAAACAAAGGCCAUCGUGGAGAAGUUUGGGGCUCCUGGAGGUGUCGGAGAGGUUCUCCAGAAGAAGCUGUUAGAGAGGAGGGACAAGACGACCAACUGGGUCUAUGACUACUGGCUGGACGACAUGUACUUGAACAACAGGUUGGCCCUACCGGUCAACUCCAGUCCGGUCAUGGUGUUUCCUAAGCAGACGUUCAGAGAUCAUAAAGAUGCCCUCAGAUUUGCAGCUCGUCUCAUCAGAGGAGUGUUGGAGUAUAAGCGACUCAUUGACGAGCGAGCACUACCAUUGGAUUUUGCUCGAGGCCAGUUAGCUGGAACCCCUCUGUGCAUGGAGCAGUACUACCGCCUCUUCACCUCCUACCGCUACCCGGGGCUAAAGACAGACACGCUGAAGGUCCAGAUGAAUGCAGCCUCCUCAGCACAGGAGCACAUUAUUGUGGCGUGCAAGAACCAGUUUUUCGUGUUGGAUGUAGUCGCAAAGAGCAAGCACCUCAACGAGACGGAGAUCUUAUCCCAGCUGGAGAAGAUCAUGAAAAUGGCAGAAAACGCUGAAGAGAGACUCCCUCCUUUUGGUAUCCUGACGUCCGAUGGGAGAACAGAAUGGGCACAAGCCAGAGAUGCGCUAACAAAAGAUCAAACUAACAGGGACUCUCUGGCCCUGAUUGAGAGCUGUCUGUGUGUGGUGUGUCUGGAUGAACCCAGCGGUCUGGUGCCCAGUGAUACCAACAGGGCCCUGCUGAUGCUCCAUGGUGGCGGUCGAGACAAGAACGGGGCAAACCGCUGGUAUGACAAGUCAAUGCAGUUUGUUGUAGGAAUGGACGGGAUAUGUGGAGUCGUGUGCGAACAUUCGCCAUUUGAAGGAAUAGUUCUGGUGCAGUGCUCUGAAUACUUGAUGAAAUAUAUAACGGGGAGUCCCUCCAAGAUGGCAAGUACAUCCAGCAUCAGAGAGCUCCCCCCUCCAAGAAGACUGCUCUGGAAAUGCAACCCGCACAUUCAGGGACUCCUAGCAGCAUCUGGAGACAGACUCCAGAGGCUGGUGAAUAAUCUUGACAUGGAUGUUUUCAAGUUUAAAGAUUAUGGAAAAGAAUUCAUCAAAAAGCAGAAGAUGAGUCCAGAUGCAUUUAUACAAGUUGCCUUACAACUUGCAUUUUACAAAUGCAAUAGAAGGCUCGUAUCCACUUAUGAAAGCGCGUCCAUUCGGCGCUUCCAAGAGGGUCGGGUGGAUAACAUUCGCUCUGCCACCGCUGAGGCCUUGGCCUUCGUGAUGUCCAUGACAGAUGAGAGGGCCACUUUCACUGACUCAGAAAAAACAAAACGACUGAGGGAUGCAAUUAAUGCCCAGACAAAUUACACAGUUGCAGCUAUUACAGGAAUGGCAAUAGACAAUCAUCUCCUUGGGCUUCUGAGGAUUUCAAAGGAGCUCAACAUGGAGAAGCCAGAGAUCUUCUGUGAUGAGACGUAUCUGGCCAGCAACCAGUUCAUCCUCUCUACCAGUCAGGUUCCUACCACAGUGGAAAUGUUCUGUUGCUACGGCCCAGUGGUACCCAACGGCUACGGCGCCUGCUACAACCCGCAGUCAGACCACAUCAUCUUCUGCGUGUCUAGUUUCUGGGAGAACACAGAAACGAGCUCGGCCGUUUUCGUCAAAGCCCUGAACGAGGGCCUGCUGGAAAUCAGGGACCUGUGCAAUAGAAGCAGCGCUGCAGCUACCAAACUGGCUGAUAGCAGCCAGGGAGCCAGCCAGCCUCAUAAAUCAGGGAAGUAA